Molecule: messenger RNA, 2324 nt
Organism: Papilio xuthus (Asian swallowtail)
Lineage: Eukaryota; Metazoa; Arthropoda; Insecta; Lepidoptera; Papilionidae
Product: solute carrier family 52, riboflavin transporter, member 3
Exons: 4
Coding region: 297-1667 (456 amino acids)
Biological process (GO): riboflavin transport
Cellular component (GO): plasma membrane
Molecular function (GO): riboflavin transmembrane transporter activity
Source: RefSeq, a predicted model, not a curated record
UUAGUUAAUUUCCUUACGUGUCAGAUGAAAGUUUAAUUAUGUAAUUUAUUUAAACAAAAAAACAACAAUAAGUUUGUUAGUUAUACGUUUAGCGAUAUGAUGAUUUAAUAGAUAGUUCUUUAGAUAGAUAUACUUGUUUGUGAUACAGUGAACAAAGUUCAUCACAUACUUGAGUUUUGAAAUAAAUUAGUACAAAAAGCCUCCAAGCUUGUAAGACUGUGCUUUAAAGGUUGAUUUAAAAGCGAUACCAAACUUUUAUUUAUUUCGUCAUCUUGUUUUCAUUUCCAGUUCCCGAUAUGGUUGAAAUGGCAAGGAUAACUGAAGAGAAAGAGCGCGUUCCGUGUCUGGGCGAAGGCGAGGCCGGGGGCGACGGAAUGGUGUCGCAGCAGCGGCGUUGCGUGGCGCUAGACGCGCUGCUUGCGUUCUGGGGUCUGGGCGCCUGGCUCGGCGUCAACGGGCUCUACGUGCAGCUGCCACUGCUCGUGCAGGCGUUGCCGGAGGGAUGGUCGCUGCCCUCGGCCAUGGCGCUCGCGGUGCAGCUAGCCAACGUGGGCCUGCUGGCGUACGCGGCGCUGCGCCGCCUGCUGCCGCGCGCGCCCGACGCUACCUACAUAUACGGCCUCCUUACCAUCGGCACCCUCGCACUCCUUCUCAACUCGUUCCUGUACACCGCCACGACGCCCCUCGCCGGCGCCGACCGCUCCGUUGCCUUUCUUACGCUCACGUUUUUCGCGGCGCUGGUCGGUUGCACCAGCUCCGUCCUCUUCUACCCGUACCUGCGGCAUUUCCGCGAGGUGUACCUCGCGACGUACCUAGCCGGCGAGGGGCUGAGCGGCUUCAUCCCGAGCAUUCUAGCGCUGGUGCAGGGCGUAGGCGGCGAGCCGGAGUGCGUGCCGAGCACUGACGCCGCCACGCUGAUUCCCGUGCAUCCUCCGGCGCGUUUUGACACCUCAGCCUUCCUGCUGAUGCUCGCCGGGCUGUCGGCCCUGAGUCUCGUCAGCUUUGUGGGCCUGCACAACCUGAGGGCGUUCGACUCGGAGCGCGUACCGCAGGCGGCGGUCGCCAAGGAGGAGGAGGCGGAGGCGCCUCGGGGCUCACGGGCGCUGUGGGCCGCCGUGAUGUCGCUCACGCUAGUGCUGAACGCGCUCUCGAACGGCGUGCUGCCCUCGGUGCAAUCGUAUUCGUGCAUGCCGUACGGGGUGCGCGCGUACCAUCUGGCGACGUCGCUGGCCGCGAUGGCCAACCCGGCGGCGUGCCUGGCGGGCGUAUGGCUGCGCCCGGCGAGCGCGCGACUGCUGGCCGCGGUGCUGGCGGUCGCCGCGGUGCCCCUGGCGUACCUGCUGGCCGCGGCGCUGCUCAGCCCCGCACCGCCGCUCCACCGCCAUCCGGCGGGCGAGGUCUUAAUCGUGGUGUCGUGGGUGUGGGCGGCGGCGAGCGUGUCGUACGCGCGGCUGUGGGUAUGCGCGUGGGCGCGGCGCGGCGGGGCGCAGGGCAUGCGGCUGUGCGGCGCCGCCACGCAGCUGGGCUCCGCGCUCGGCUCGCUGCUGCUCUUCGUGCUCGUCACCCGCACCGCGCUCUUCACGCAGCCCGCGCCCUGCCCCACCCCUUCUCUGCUCUCCAACAGGAGCUCGCUGCGAGCCGACCUCCUCUCUUAUCCCAGUACUUAAAACUUUAAUUAGUGCAAUUUCGACGCUUUCUAUAGGUUAGUGGUUGUUAGUGUUUUUUGUGUGGCUGCAUUAUUGUAAGAGUGGUGUGCAGAGCCGGGUGCGAUGUGCUCAUCUUUUAGAAAACAUUGUAUAGUCGUAGUUAUUUGUAACAAAAUAUACAAGUGAUAUUUAAGUGAGGAAUCGAGUGAGUGAGUGACUGAGCUGUGUACAGAACGUCAAUAGCUGUGAAUAUUUACUUAAUUUAUUAUAAAAAAUCGCUGUUCUGUUUUGUGUAAAUAAAAUUUUAAUAAAAAAGUUGACUAUGUACUAUAAAGCUUUAAAUUAGAUAUUUAUGUUUCUACUCGAAAAUUUAUUAAAAAAAAACCUGUACAUUAGAGGUUUAUAUUGUGACGUAAGUUAGCGGUAGAUCUGCUGUGAUACUGUUUGUCCGGUCUGGUGAACAUUGUGAGAACAUGUCGCGCUGCAGCGACCGGCGCCUUUUCCUUGUCAUCAUGCGAGGAGGAAGCCGCUCUGAUGUGCAUCUUAUAAUGUUCGCUUUUGUGUACAUUGUAUUGUAACAAUUUCAUUGUAUUCAUAUAAAUAAUGACUACUUAAUUUAAAUGUCAGCUGUCAGUAACUCAGCGGGAAAUAACAAUGAAUGUCAAUAAAUAUUCAUGA